This is a messenger RNA of Paracoccidioides brasiliensis Pb18, 1419 nucleotides long. RefSeq lists its product as uncharacterized. The coding region runs from base 1 to 1419 and encodes 472 amino acids. Gene Ontology annotation, biological process: regulation of transcription by RNA polymerase II. Gene Ontology annotation, molecular function: chromatin binding. Gene Ontology annotation, cellular component: SWI/SNF complex; NuA4 histone acetyltransferase complex. The transcript has 3 exons. The record is from RefSeq and is a predicted model, not a curated record.
AUGAGCUCCCAGGUACCUCCUGCAGCUGCUGAAUAUGGCGGAGACGAGGUGUCCGCAAUUAUCCUCGACCCGGGAUAUUCAUCCGUACGCGCUGGCUUCGCAGGUGAAGACACUCCAAAAUCCGUUAUCCCAACCUUCUACGGCAAAUACUCUACAGAUUCCCAGGAAAAGUACAUCUAUGGCGACAGCAUCUAUGUUACCCCGCGGCCAGGGCUUUCCAUUCACAACCCCAUGGGGAGGGAGGGGUUCGUGGAGGACUGGGACAUGGCAGAGAAAGUGUGGGAAUACUCAUUCACAUCGCGACUGACGGGAGCUAAGUCCGGGAACCCGAUGUUUAAUGGACUAAAUGACGUUACCAAUGGCGACCUCCCCAUGGAUAUGGAUGUGGUGGAGGCGGAAGAAAGACCGCUGGCUGAUAGUCCGCUCCUCAUGACGGAGUGUGGCUGGAAUCCUGUCAAGGCGCGAGAAAAGACGAUUGAGAUUGCAAUGGAGAAAUGGGGGAGUCCAGCUUUCUACCUUGCUCGGAAUGGGUCAUUAGCUGCAUUUGCUGCGGGCAAAGCCUCAGCCUUGGUCGUUGAUGUUGGUGCAUCAGGUGUCUCCAUCACCCCGGUCCACGAUGGCCUAGUCCUGAAACGUGGCGUCCAGCACUCCCCGCUCGGGGGCGAUUUCAUCUCAUCUCAGAUACGUGCACUCUUUAAAUCCCACACCCCUCAACCCAUAACCAUCACCCCACACUAUCUCGUCGCUUCCAAGACAGCCGUCGAUGCUGGCCAACCUGCCCAAGCGACCUACAGGACAGUUACUCCUGACCAGGCUCCAGAUCCAUCUUUCCGUCGCCUGCUAGAGGAUCGAACGAUCUCUGAAUUCAAAGAAUGCGUAGUCCAAGUGUGGCCGGGCCCACAUUCGCUAUCCAGCACAGGCCCUAACGGUGUCUCCAACGAAGAGAUUGCGCGGGGGAAUCCAGGUCGCCCCUUCGAGUUCCCCGAUGGGUACAACCAAGUGUUUGGCGCAGAGCGAUACCGGGUCGUAGAAUCUCUAUUCGAUGCACAAGCUGCUAUCCCGGAUCCAGACUCAGAUUUCCCCGCACCAACCGUUGCGCAGACAAUACCAGAGCUAAUCCGUAGCUCAUUGAACCAAGUUGACGUCGAUAUCCGGCCACACUUACUUGCAAAUGUUGUCGUGACCGGGGCGACGAGUCUGUUGUAUGGGUUUAAUGAUCGGUUGAACUUUGAGCUUAUGAACAUGUUUCCCAGUCCGCGGGUGCGAAUAACUGCUGCUGGUAAUACGGCGGAAAGGAAGUUUGGGUCGUGGAUUGGAGGCAGCAUUGUUGCGAGUCUGGGGACGUUCCAUCAGAUGUGGAUAUCGAGGAAAGAGUUUGAAGAACAUGGGCCGAAUAUUGUUGAGAAGAGGUGCAAAUAA